Aureobasidium uvarum is the source of this 1804-nucleotide messenger RNA. The record is from the annotation of a GenBank genome assembly. Lineage: Eukaryota; Fungi; Ascomycota; Dothideomycetes; Dothideales; Saccotheciaceae.
AGCCGUCAUGUUUCGUGCUCAGGCAAACACGUUUGACGAGGUCGCGACCGACGAGAACUUGACGUCCGAGAACUGGGCCCUCAUCCUCGAUGUAUGCGAUCGCGUAUCGACCUCGCCAACAGGGCCUCAGUCAGUGACGGCUGCCUUGAUCAAGCGCCUCGCCCAUCGCAACGCCAACGUUCAGCUGUACACACUCGAGCUCGCCAAUGCCUUGUCGCAGAACUGUGGUGGCCCUAUCCACCGAGAGUUGUCCUCUCGCUCAUUCACCGACGCUCUGCUUCGUCUAGCUGCCGACCGCAACACACACCAGCAAGUUAAGAGCAAGAUCCUCGAACGCAUGCAAGAAUGGAAAGACAUGUUCAAGGGAAAUCCUGAUCUGGGCAUCAUGGAGCAAGCCUACGACAAGCUACGCUCCUCGAACCCUGGUCUCGCCCCACCUAGCAAGCCUGUCAAGCGUCAAAUCGAGGACACCGACCGUCGCAAGGAGGAGGAAGAGCUGCAGAUGGCCCUCGCACUGAGUUUGAAGGACAAGGCACCCGAACCAGACACUUCCUCGGCAAACUCGCCUCACCCUCAGUCCGACGCUCAGCAAGGUACAACAGCCGCCACUGUGAGCAGAGUAAAGGCUCUCUAUGACUUUGUACCGUCCGAGCCUGGUGAACUAGCCUUCAAGAAGGGCGAUGUCAUUGCUGUCAUCGAGUCUGUGUACAAAGACUGGUGGAAAGGAUCUCUACGCGGUCAGACGGGUAUUUUCCCCUUGAACUAUGUCGAAAAGCUGCAGGAUCCAACCAGAGAGGAGCUCGAGAGAGAUGCACAAACCGAGGCAGAUGUCUUUUCACAGAUUAGAAAUGUCGAGAAGUUAUUGGCCUUGUUGAGUGUCAGGGGUGAGAACACGCGCGACACGGGUAGCGAGGACGAAAUCACCGAUCUGUACAACCAGACCUUGUCAAUCCGACCCAAGCUGAUUGAGCUGAUCGGAAAGUACUCACAGAAGAAGGGUGAGCUCGUCGCGACUAUGAAGCUCUUUUGGAAUCCUCAAUGUCACAACCACAAUACCCUGCUCCAGCCCGCCAACACUCUGGCGGUUACUACAAUGCCUACCCUCCAAUGCAAUCUGGAUACCCACCCCAAGGCCCUCCUCCUGACCAGCGCUUCUACAANUCAACCUCCACCAUCCGAGCCUCAACAGAAUGCCUAUGCAUACCCUCCACCUAUGAGCAACCCAUCAGCAACUCCAGCACCAGCUCCUUUCCAUUUCCUUCCCAAUGGUGCCCCACCGCCAGAAGUCCAACAAAGCCCUAAGCCCAUGGGNNACCCGGUCCAAGUGCUCCUCCUGGGUGCCUACAAUCCUGGCAUGCAGCCAUAUAACAAUCGUCCUCAGAGCAUUCACACCCUUAAUUCGGGAAACCCGCAAGAGCUGAGUACGAGCGCUUAUGAAAGUCCUACUGACGGUCGCAACAACGUCUACGGUGCUGGUGCCCCCGUGCCAGCACCUCUGACCUAUGCUUCCACACCACAACCCACGAACGCACCUCCUGCACCGCCACAGCAACAGCAACAACAGCAGAUGCCAAUCAGACAACGCACUUCGAGCUUCGAAAGCCCGACGUCCAUGUACUCUGCCCAAGCACCCCAAGACACAUCUACCGCUUCCUACCCUCCACAUGGUGCUCAGCCUUCUGCUCCCCUACUUCGGCACCUGCCUACCAGGCCUACAAUCCUCAGGCAGGGACAGCAGCCACCACAACAGCGGCAGCAGUAUGCGCCGGCGGCUAGUGGCGAUGAUGCUAGUGAUUACUACCGC